Messenger RNA from Fusarium poae, 516 nucleotides. RefSeq lists its product as uncharacterized. The record is from RefSeq and is a predicted model, not a curated record. The coding region runs from base 1 to 516 and encodes 171 amino acids. Lineage: Eukaryota; Fungi; Ascomycota; Sordariomycetes; Hypocreales; Nectriaceae. The transcript has 2 exons.
AUGGCUCGGAUGCUUCUCACUUCAAGCCAGGUGCAAGUCAUCGCAUCCUGCUUCGUGGUUGCACUCUUCAUCAGCGGGUACAUUAUACAGCAAAGAACUGUCAGCCAGCUCCGCUCGGCAAUCAAACCACGCGCUGAAAUACGUCCAUCGCCAAAGGUCUAUCUCCCAGAGAAGUUCCAGGUACGCACCAAGGAGCUUGAGGAUGGCCGUGUCAUCGACAUAGAUACAGAAGCCGACAUUGAAGUCCGGCGACAACGUCUGUUAGUGGAAAUCAAGGAAUCAAAGCCCAUUGUGGACAUCGAGGGAGAUGCUACGUUGCAGAGAAACAUUGAGAUUAUAAAGCAGCUGCAGGCCAAGGUGGUGGACAAGAUGUCGACGCCUGAAGGUCAUGUUGAAGCGCCGGUCGCGAACCACAAACCUGUCAGCAAGGCGAAGAGAAGAAAAAUGAUUAAGCAAGAGCUUCAAAAGUCAGCGCAGGCUGAAGAUGGGCUUUACUACCAACGCAGGAUGUGGUAA